GUUAUAUCUUACCACUAAUGAUUUGUGUACUGAAAAAUACGUUAGUUCCAGAGGAAGGUGCAGAUCCUAAAGCUCACCGCAGAGUAUACAGAAAUGAGCGGGCUGCUGAUGUCUCGUCAUGGCUACUAGCACUGAAACCAUCAAGUCCAAGUCUAGUUUUCAUCAGCUGGCAUCAUAUUUCUACCUGGAAUGACACCCGUAACACAUUCAUGAGAAGACAGAGACUGCAGUACUGUAAGGCUCAACAAGAGGCCAUUAAAAAACCAAACGCAAACCAAACCAACCCAACAGUUGUGGCAUUCUCUUAUGAACGCCCCAAAGCAGAAAUCCCUCACGGAUUUAGUCAGCGCCAAAAGCUUUACGCUUUUAAUUACGUCCUGAACUUCACGUUUAGUCUGGCAAAAAUUUUGGAAAAAGUAGGUAUCACCUCAGAGGCCUAUUUCCUCAGGACUGUAAUGGAUGUAAUACCACUAUUAAAAGAUAAACAUUUUUUUAUCAAGGACUUAAGGUUUGAAAAGGUUAAAGUAAGAAUUUACCAGCCAAAAAUAUCAACCACUGGCCAAAGAAGAGGAAUCCUUUAUUUUCAUGGAGGAGCUGGACAGUUUGGAAGCAUUCGGUCUUAUGAAAGAACAUGCUGCUAUUUCGGUAGAAAAAGCGAUUCAGUGGUUGUGUCUGUUGGGUAUCGCUUAGCUCCUGAGCAUCCAUAUCCAGCCCAGUUUGAGGAUUGUCUUACAGCCACCAUACACUUUAUGAGGACCGCACAAGAUUAUGGAGUAGACCCUUCUCGCAUUAUCGUCUGCGGAGACAGUAGUGGAGGUGCACUCACUGCUGCUGUUGCCCAAGCACUGGUGAACAGAAGAGAUCUGCCAAAGCUGAGAGCCCAAGUCCUAAUAUAUCCUUUUCUCCAGGCUGUGGACUUUAAUUUGCCUUCUUAUCAGCAGAAUGAGCAAAUGCUCUUUUUGCCAAAGGAACGAGCCCUUGCUCUUGGUUUGAAGUAUCUUAAUAAAGACUUGUCAGUCAUCAAAGUAGUAGAUAAAGUUUCUCAUAUUCCAGAAGAUUUGCAACUGAAGUAUCAGAAAUGGGUGAGUCCUGACCACAUCCCUCCCGAGUUUAAAACAAGAGGCUACAAACCAAGUACAACACGUACAUUCUCGAAAGAACUCUAUACACUGUUCAAGCCUGUGUUGGACCCUGUUUUUUCACCACUGCUAGCUGAAGACAGCGUUAUUGCUCAGCUUCCUGAGGCUUUCAUUUUGACAUGUGAAUUUGAUGUUCUUAGAGAUGAUGGACUGCUGUACAAGAAACGAUUAGAGGAUAAUGGUAUAAAGGUGACCUGGUGCCAUCUGCAAGAGGGAUUCCAUGGAACAAUAUUCUUAACUGUUUGGAGUGUGAUGACAGAAUUCCUAUCUGGACAUAAAGGCCUGGAAAUGAUAGCAAAUUUUCUAAGAUUGACAUAG
This is a messenger RNA of Pelecanus crispus (Dalmatian pelican), 1457 nucleotides long. Its product is annotated as arylacetamide deacetylase-like 4. The record is from RefSeq and is a predicted model, not a curated record. Gene Ontology annotation, cellular component: membrane. Gene Ontology annotation, molecular function: carboxylic ester hydrolase activity. Lineage: Eukaryota; Metazoa; Chordata; Aves; Pelecaniformes; Pelecanidae.